Molecule: messenger RNA, 1458 nt
Organism: Hemisphaericaspora subhashii
Lineage: Eukaryota; Fungi; Ascomycota; Pichiomycetes; Serinales; Debaryomycetaceae
Product: SIR2
Exons: 1
Coding region: 1-1458 (485 amino acids)
Source: RefSeq, a predicted model, not a curated record
AUGGAAAAUACGAAUGCUAGAAUAUGCGUGUCCUGUAAAAAGGAAAGGCCAAACGACGAGCCAGAAGAAACCAGAAAGUUUAAAUUGUGCACGAAGUGUCGCAUCUCUAAACGAGAAAGAAUGAGAGAUUUCCAUCGAAAGGUCAAACAGACUUUUCAAAACGGAGACAGGAUAUGCGGGAAAUGUAAGAAGAAGAGGCCAGAUGAUGAACCAGAAGAAACUAGAAAGCUUUAUCAAUGCAUAGAGUGUCGUCUCUAUAACAUUCAAUACCAGAAAGCGGUGCGGUCAUAUAUCCAGAGGAGUUGUGAAAAUGGAGUUAGGUUGUGUAUCAAAUGUGGGAAGGAAAGGAAGAAUGAUGAGCCAGAGCUGGCCCAAAAGUUCAAAGCUUGCCCAAGCUGUCGUCUCUAUCGACGUCAAAAAAAUAAAACUUCGCCCAAGAACAUCAAGGAGAGUCUUAAUAGUGGAAUUCGAAUAUGCCUGAGAUGUCGAAAGAAGAGACCAGACGAUGAACCGGAGGAAGACAGAAAUUUCAAGUCAUGCUCAGCAUGUCGACGAAAUGAUCGCCAAAAAAAGAACGAGAUCCGCAGAACUAUCAAAGAAAGAAGUAAUAGUGGCACUAAGUUAUGUCUCAAAUGUGGAAAGGCCAGGCCAGAUGAUGAGCCAGGGGAAGCUAAAACCCUCAAAUUGUGCCCAGCGUGUGUUCUACAUACGUCUCAAGGAGAAAGGGUAAGCAUUGCUUCCCAUGACAUCCCUUCCGAGGCGAAGGCACAAGUCUCAUCCUACGCGAACAAGGAAGAAACACACAUCUCGUACCCCCUACCCACCGUGGACCAUUUGUAUAACUUCGAUGCUCAUUCGAAGUUUCCUCCAAGUGUAGAAGCACCCCCCAAUAGUGACUUCGUUCAGACUGCACCUUCGGUUCAAUAUGAGUUAAACUUUCCAACGUGGUCCGCAGUUGGAGAUAAUGAGUGCACACAUCUACAGAUUCUGGAGUCAGGAAUGUCAGAUCUCUUUCCUAUAUACCAAGAUCCUGAGCCCACGAGAUUGAAAACUGAAGAAGUCCUGGGACCUAUGAAAGACCCGGACAAUGUGGACGUAUCGAUUCCCAUAUCGGAUAUGGAAGUCAUUUCAAACAAAGAUGAUGAAGAUAUCGAGUGGGCCGAGGAACCAUGCUUCCACCUGAUAGAUUUCUCGGACUCAAGGUUGCUGGACAUAACGCGGUCAGAUCCUGAAUUACGGCAUGAGUAUCGAAAAUGUUUGGAAAAUGAAGGUGUUAUGAGCUUUUUGGAGCGAUAUAUACCAGACACCAUGAAUAAGUUUGAUAUUUGCAAAAUGAUCAUCGAUUUAGGAUAUCCUAAAGAAAGUAUUGAAGAUUAUGAACAUCUUACACUGACUGAAGCUAUUCAGGUUUUAAUUGAGUUAAUUCGAAAAGACAUUUCCCAAGAAACUGAUUGUUGA